Pseudovirgaria hyperparasitica is the source of this 2371-nucleotide messenger RNA. RefSeq names its product putative oxidoreductase. The record is from RefSeq and is a predicted model, not a curated record. Lineage: Eukaryota; Fungi; Ascomycota; Dothideomycetes; Acrospermales; Acrospermaceae. Gene Ontology annotation, molecular function: oxidoreductase activity. Bases 466 to 2298 code for a protein of 610 amino acids. The transcript has 2 exons.
GCAGAGCAACACCACAAGGCACAGAAGGGAAGACGGCGUUCAUAACACUCGAUGUUAACGACCUCGCAAAGUAGGUUGAGAUAAUCCACAGUCGCCAGAGUCUUUGAUGAUCUGGCUUCCCGCUUCAAUGCUAUAUCCAUUGGCCCGAGGACGCUUGUCUUAGACGAUUCUCUUAGUACUUCUGACAAACCCUGUGUCAGCACUGGUAAUUAGCGUCAGAAGGACAUGACCUGCUCUCGGCCGGCUAUUGUGUGAACAUAUACCAGAUAUGAGACACAUAAUCUACCUCUAGAGAAUAAGCAAGCGACCACAGCAGAGUUGUACCAUCUCUAGUUCUUCAGGAGCCUAGGCCGCUACUUAUAAAGUGCUGCUUACGAGUAGCGUUUGACCAGGUCAGAGCAGCACUCCUUUCAGACUUGUCGAAUUUCGUUCCCGAAAUACUUCACGGUUAACACUCUGUCCACCAUGGCAUUCUCGAUGGCUCUUCCCUGGUCGGAGGGCGAGGAAGAAAUGCAUCGUUUGCUACACGUUCCGAACCGAGAUAAUCCAACUUCCUCUAUGCUAACACCCCAGGCGGCAUUUUCUCUCCGACGUUUCCCUCUACUGGCUGUCGGAGUGAUCGAUGCCGAAGGCCGUCCCUGGGUUACUGUGUGGGGUGGCGAAUCAGGCUUUUCGAGGCCUUUGAGUAACACGAUUGUAGGCACGAAGACUUAUGUUGACCGUGUGAAUGAUCCAGUGGUGCAAUGCCUCGUCGGUGGGAGAGCUGAUGGAGAAGUGGUUAAGGAGGAAGGAACAGGGAGGAUGGUUUCCGCGUUGACCAUCGAUCUGAUGACAAGAAAACGGGUCAAACUUUACGGGCGAAUGGUUGCUGGGGCACUCGCCAAUGCAGAUGAGGGGGAAAAUGAGGAACCAAAUGCAGUAAAGCCUGUGAAUCAAGGCUUGAUUCAGUUGGUAGUGAAUGUAGAGCAAAGCCUUGGAAACUGCCCCAAGUACCUCAAUAAAAAGGAGGUGACGCCAGCACCAAUCCAGUCAAAGCUUGUAUCUGAUUCUCCAAAGCUUAGCACAAAAGCUCUGGAGCUAUUGGGUGACGCAGAUUUGUUCUUCGUUUCAUCUUACUAUUUAGACACUGACAUGGACACGAAUCAUCGAGGUGGGCCUCCUGGUUUUGUGCGAGUUUUAUCUAAUGACUCGGACGGUACUGAGAUUGUCUGGCCUGAAUAUAGCGGCAACAGGCUUUAUCAAACCCUGGGGAAUCUCUGCAGGACUCCAAAAGCCGGUCUCGCAUUUCCCAAUUUUGUGACCGGUGAUAUCCUAUACGUCACUGGUGAUACAGAGAUACUCAUUGGAGAAGACGCGGCAAAACUCCUACCACACACCAAUCUUUUGGUCAAACUAAAGAUAAGAUCCGCUAAGCUGGUUGAGAGUGGUCUACCUUUUCGUGGUGUACCGGGCGAGCUUUCGCCAUACAACCCGCAUUUGAGACUUUUGGUGAAGGAAGGUAGAGAUGUGCUUGACACCAGCAGGAAUCCUCCUAACAACGCCAUGUUGGAGGCCAAAACAGAACUUACUCCUACCAUAUCUCGAUAUCGCUUCUCGACAUCAGCUCCUAUCUCGUAUGAUGCCGGACAGUGGGUUGCGUUAGACUUUUCAGAAGAACUAGAUAUCGGAUAUAGUCAUAUGAGAGAUGACGACCCGGCUAGUCUGAACGAUGACUUCAUUCGCACCUUCACGAUCUCUUCGCCUCCUUCUGGGCCUCACACAAACAUAUUUGAGAUCACAGCGAGGAAAAAUGGCCCAGUGACUAGUUUCCUCGAGCGACAGCGCCCGAAUGUGGGACUUACCGUUCCAAUCCGUGGUAUCGGUGGGGACUUCAAGAUCACUAUACCACAAGGGACUGAUGACCAGGUAAUCUCAUUCAUAGCUGGUGGUGUUGGGAUCACACCUCUCCUCAGCCAACUCCAAAGCAUACCCAUCCCUCAACUACGACUCCUGUGGGCCGUGCGUAAACAGGACCUCGGUAUUGUUGCAGAUACUUUGAGCACGUACAAUGAUCUUGGUCCUCAGACCACUCUCUUCGUAACUGAGACAGGAGCAUCUGAACAGACUUUUGAGGGUAGACGGCCUUUUAAUCUAUUACAGGAGCAAGGUACUACUGUGAUCUGGCGACGAAUACAGAAAGAAGACCUUGAGAUUGAGGGUGUGCAUAGUUUCUAUAUAUGUGCAGGGGUAGCACUACAAAAUACACUCCUGAAAUGGCUGGACGGGCGAAACGCAAUCAGCGAAAGCUUCAAUUACUAAUUGCUAUAGCAAGAAUCUACCUUUUUCAUAAGAUAUAUGCCACACUUUAAGGUGAAUAUUGACAAGUGCAUCU